AUGGAGAAAGGGGCGCCCUUUGGCCUGCCUUGCCUGUGCGUGCUGUGGACCGCGGUGCUGUUGGAACUGCGCCCCUGCGGCGCCCACGGCAACUGGAUGUGGCUGGGCAUUGCCUCGGUUGGUGUCCCGGAAAAACUGGGUUGUGCCAACCUGCCUCUGAGUGGCCGCCAAAGAGACCUGUGCAAGAAGAAGCCCUCCCUGCUGCCCAGCAUCCAGGAAGGAGCACGCCUGGGCAUUCAGGAAUGCCGGAGUCAGUUCAGACAUGAGCGGUGGAACUGUUUACUUUCUCCAGAGACGGCCCCUUCGCUUUCCAGCAAUCCUUCGCCCAUCUCCAUGGCUCCUGCUUUCUCCAUCUUUGGCUACGAGCUGAGCAGUGGUACCAAAGAGACAGCCUUUAUCUAUGCAGUGACGGCGGCCGGCCUUGUGCACUCAGUGACUCAUUCCUGCAGUGCAGGGAAUAUGACUGAAUGCUCCUGUGAUAGCAUGCUGCAAAAUGGCGGCUCAGCCAGUGAAGGCUGGCACUGGGGUGGCUGCUCCGAUGACAUCCAGUAUGGCAUGUGGCUGAGCAGGAAGUUCUUAGAUGGCCCUACCAAGAACAUCACUGGAAAAGAUGGAAAUGGACUGAGAGCCAUGAACUUACAUAAUAAUGAAGCUGGGAGACUGGCUGUAGCAAAACUGAUGUCGGUAGAUUGCCGUUGUCAUGGUGUAUCUGGCUCUUGCGCUCUAAAAACGUGCUGGAAAACUAUGUCAUCCUUUGCCAAAGUUGGCAGCUUUUUAAAAGAGAAGUAUGAAAACAGCCUCCAGAUUUCAGACAGACUGAAUAAAAAGAUCCACAGGAAGGAAAAGAGGCAGCGAAAGAUCCCCAUCCGCAAAGAAGAUCUGCUGUACAUCAACAGGUCUCCCAACUACUGUGUUGAAGAUCGCAAACUUGGAGUCCCGGGGACGCAGGGAAGGGAAUGCAACCGUACUUCAGAGGGACCGGAUGGAUGCAACCUCCUCUGCUGUGGCCGGGGAUACAACACUCAUGUGGUCAGGCACGUGGAGAGAUGCGAGUGCAAGUUUGUUUGGUGUUGCUACGUGCGCUGUAGGAGAUGCGAGACCAUGACUGAUGUUCACACUUGCAAAUGAAAGUCUCUGCCUCAACAACUAAGAACCAUUCCUAGGCUUAUGCUAAGGAGAAGACUCAAGAUGCAGAGCAAUUGCCCAAGGUCCAAAAGGUUUGUUUUUUAAUUAAAAGAGCAACGCGGUGGUAAGGAGCAGUCCUGCACAAAAGCAACAAAUAGCGAAGGCUUGGAUCACCCGAAGGAUUUGCAGAAUUGGGUGGUACAUUGACUCGCUUUCUUUAUGGUGGUUAUGGACAUUCGGUGUUUUGAUCGGUUGCGUCAAGAGGAAUGCAGCGAUGUCUUAAGUCUUCACUGGACAUGCACAAUGGUCAAGGAAACCAAAAUUUUGACUUGAAUAUUCAGAGGCCAAUACAAUGCCCAGUCCUGUAUGCGAUGUGAAGCUCCUGUCCAUUUAGGACACUCGCUUAUAGAGGCCUUUGGAAGCAAAGCACAACCGAUGGCCAUGCAGCCAUUUGCUCGACAGCUCUAAUGUGGGGGGAAAGACUGAGAUGCCCAGUGGCAAACACAAUGGUUAACGAAGCAGAGCCAAAGAUGAGCUUAAUAGAUUUCUUGGGGGGGUGGAUCUGGAACUUGGCCAAGUGGU
Messenger RNA from Elgaria multicarinata webbii, 1707 nucleotides. It is a transcript of the gene WNT16, whose product is annotated as Wnt family member 16. The transcript has 4 exons. Gene Ontology annotation, cellular component: extracellular region. Gene Ontology annotation, biological process: multicellular organism development; neuron differentiation; cell fate commitment. Gene Ontology annotation, molecular function: frizzled binding; cytokine activity. NCBI's taxonomy places the organism in Eukaryota, Metazoa, Chordata, Lepidosauria, Squamata, Anguidae. The coding region runs from base 1 to 1128 and encodes 375 amino acids. The record is from RefSeq and is a predicted model, not a curated record.